AUGACGACGCCGACAGGACCUCAGGGACCUGACACGGACGUAUCGAUCGCCCUGCAUCACCUUGCAGCGGCCCAAGAGGCUUUGCAGCGAGUACGUGCCCGAGAGGUAGGCCCUGAGACCACAUUGCUGGACGCCUACCGUCGCUUGCAGCACGACUACCACGAGCUACGUGCACAGUACGAGAAGGACCAACAGGCAUGGCGCCAGUUCAAGCGGUGGUGGAAGCGACGGCUGACAGAGAAACGUGAGCGGAAAGCAAAGCAGGCACGUACGUCCUCGCCCCUUACCUCGCCGUCGAAACGCGUCCUGGUCAGCCCACGCAAAUCGCGCGAGCGGAUCUUGGAACACCGGCGGCAGGUCCGCUCGAUGAUGCAGGAACACCCGUCCAUGUUUAAAGGACUGGGACGCUACGCUACAGAUUCCACGGAUCGGCCUGCGAAGACACGACACCACGAUACCCCGGCUACGACCCAUGCCCCCGACUGCGCCUGCUGUCACGCUUACUAUCAAGCGGUGGGCCGCGCAGCCACUACCCCUACGACUACUUUGACGUCCUCUUCACGACACCGUACCUCCGACGUACACGAUCCUACCCCACCGGACUACUGGUACGUCGGCUUCCCCAGCAGCACGCAGGAGGCGGAGGAUGAAAUGUAG
This is a messenger RNA of Malassezia pachydermatis, 657 nucleotides long. RefSeq lists its product as hypothetical. The coding region runs from base 1 to 657 and encodes 218 amino acids. Lineage: Eukaryota; Fungi; Basidiomycota; Malasseziomycetes; Malasseziales; Malasseziaceae. The record is from RefSeq and is a predicted model, not a curated record. Gene Ontology annotation, biological process: DNA repair. The transcript is spliced from 2 exons.